CCACCAAGGUCAAAUGUGGGAUGAAGAAGGGCAUCGGUUGCCCAUGGCACUGCUCUGCUUAUCCCUCUCAGUCGUCCCAGCUCCCCAUGAGGCAGCUGUGAGCAUCUCCACGUCUACAGAGUCAUGUCAUGCCCAGGCCGGCAGCGGGCUCCAUGAGGAUUCCUAGAAGAUGCCCCAAGUCUCCGCACCUCUGGUGCUGCUUCCUGUGUGGCUUGUGACAGUGGCCUGCAGUCCCCACGCCCUGAGGAUUGCUGCUAUCUUGGAUGACCCCAUGGAGUGCAGCAGAGGGGAGCGGCUCUCCAUCACCCUGGCCAAGAACCGCAUCAAUCGUGCUCCUGAGAGGCUGGGCAAAGCCAAGGUCGAAGUGGACAUCUUUGAGCUCCUCAGAGACAGCGAAUAUGAGACUGCAGAAACCAUGUGUCAGAUCCUCCCCAAGGGCGUAGUCGCAGUCCUGGGACCAUCCUCCAGCCCGGCCUCCAGCUCCAUCAUCAGCAACAUCUGUGGGGAGAAGGAGGUCCCUCAUUUCAAAGUGGCCCCAGAGGAGUUUAUCAAGUUCCAGCUCCAGAGAUUCACCACCUUGAACCUGCACCCCAGCAACACCGACAUCAGCGUGGCUGUGGCUGGGGUCCUGAACUUCUUCAACUGCACCACGGCCUGCCUCGUCUGUGCCAAAGCGGAAUGCCUUUUAAACCUGGAGAAGCUGCUCCGGCAAUUCCUUAUCUCCAAGGAUACACUCUCAGUCCGGAUGCUGGAUGACACCAGGGACCCCACCCCACUCCUCAAAGAGAUUCGGGACGACAAGACAGCCACCGUCAUCGUCCACGCCAGUGCCUCUGUGUCCCACACCAUCCUCCAGAAGGCAGCUGAGCUAGGGAUGGUGUCAGCCUAUUACACUUACAUCUUCACUAAUCUGGAGUUCUCGCUCCAGAGUGUGGACAGCCUCGUGGAUGACCGUGUCAACAUCCUGGGAUUUUCCAUUUUCAACCAAUCCCACACUUUCUUCCGAGAGUUUGCACAGAGCCUCAACCAGUCCUGGCAGGAGAACUGUGACCACGCACCCUUCCGCGGGCCCGCACUCUCCUCGGCCCUGCUGUUCGAUGCCCUCUAUGCUGUGGUGACUGCGGUGCGGGAGCUGAACCGGAGCCAGGAGAUCGGCGUGAAGGCCCUGUCCUGUGGCUCAGCCCAGAUCUGGCAGCAUGGCACCAGCCUCAUGAACUACCUGCGCAUGGUAGAAUUGGAAGGUCUCACCGGCCACAUUGAAUUCAACAGCAAAGGCCAGAGGUCCAACUAUGCCUUGAAAAUCUUACAGUUCACCAGGAAUGGCUUUCGGCAGAUUGGCCAGUGGCACGUGGCAGAUGGCCUCAGCAUGGACAGCGGCCUCUAUGCCUCCAACACGUCCAACAGUCUCUUCAACACCACCCUGGUCGUCACCACCAUUCUGGAAAACCCAUAUUUAAUGCUGAAGGGGAAUCACCAGGAGAUGGAAGGCAAUGACCGCUACGAGGGCUUCUGUGUGGACAUGCUCAAAGAGCUAGCAGAGAUCCUCCGGUUCAACUACAGGAUCCGCCUGGUUGGGGAUGGCGUGUAUGGCGUUCCCGAGGCCAAUGGCACCUGGACAGGAAUGGUCGGGGAGCUGAUCACGAGGAAAGCAGACCUGGCUGUGGCUGGCCUCACCAUUACCGCUGAGCGUGAGAAGGUGAUUGAUUUCUCCAAGCCGUUCAUGACUCUGGGGAUUAGCAUUCUUUACCGCGUUCACAUGGGACGCAAGCCCGGCUACUUCUCCUUCCUGGACCCGUUUUCUCCAGGUGUCUGGCUCUUCAUGCUUCUCGCUUACCUGGCCGUCAGCUGCAUCCUCUUCCUGGUGGCGCGGUUGACCCCUUACGAGUGGUACAGCCCGCACGCCUGUGCGCGGGGCCGGUGCGGCCUACUGGUGAACCAGUACUCCCUGGGCAACAGCCUCUGGUUUCCGGUCGGGGGCUUCAUGCAGCAGGGCUCUACCAUCGCGCCGCGAGCCUUGUCCACACGCUGUGUCAGCGGUGUCUGGUGGGCAUUCACGCUGAUCAUCAUCUCAUCCUACACGGCCAACUUGGCCGCCUUCCUGACAGUGCAGCGCAUGGACGUGCCCAUUGAGUCGGUGGACGACCUGGCUGACCAGACCACCAUCGAGUACGGCACCAUCCACGGCGGCUCCAGCAUGACCUUCUUCCAAAACUCCCGCUACCAGACCUACCAGCGCAUGUGGAAUUACAUGUACUCCAAGCAGCCGAGCGUGUUCGUGAAGAGCACAGAGGAGGGGGUUGCCAGGGUGCUGAACUCCAACUAUGCCUUCCUCCUGGAGUCCACCAUGAACGAGUACCACCGGCAGCGGAACUGCAACCUCACGCAGGUUGGGGGCCUGCUGGACACCAAGGGCUACGGCAUCGGCAUGCCUGUCGGCUCAGCCUUCCGGGACGAGUUCGACCUGGCCAUCCUCCAGCUGCAGGAAAACAACCGCCUGGAGAUUCUGAAGCGCAAGUGGUGGGAAGGGGGUAAGUGCCCCAAGGAGGAAGACCACAGAGCCAGAGGACUGGGAAUGGAGAAUAUUGGUGGAAUCUUUGUGGUUCUUAUUUGUGGCUUAAUCGUGGCCAUUUUUAUGGCUAUGUUGGAGUUUUUAUGGACUCUCCGACACUCAGAAGCUACCGAGGCAGAAAGACCAGGCCACGUGUUCCUUUCCCUGAGAAGCCUUCCCCAGGUCUCCCGCCUCUUCCCCAGACCAGAAGCGUUUGUCCUUCCUCUGCCUUUCACCUCUGCACCGCGCACAGAGCAGGCACGCCUGCAUGCAGUGCGGGCUGUGGUGUGUAGCACACAGAUGGCAGUCAGUACAUGCGUGCUGUGACAUUCUGUCACAUGUAGCAGAUCGGCAGGUGGUGUUGUUUCACCUGAUGUAGUUAUUAUUAGGAGCACAGAGAAGUCAAGGACCUUGCCUAGAUCUCGGCUACUUAGUAACAAUAGGGUGUUUAGAGUCCAGGUCUCAGUUCUUACCUCAGGCCGUCCUCUUUUAAAUGACGCCACUUCUCAGUAGCCGCUUCAAGUAGAGGAUCGGUGAACAUUUGGUACUUCCCUAAGAGCUCGCCCAUGGCCUGGCCAGACCUUGAAAACUUCAGUGAGGACUCCCAAUAGGAAGAUGAAGA
Molecule: messenger RNA, 3170 nt
Organism: Myotis davidii
Lineage: Eukaryota; Metazoa; Chordata; Mammalia; Chiroptera; Vespertilionidae
Gene: GRIK4
Product: glutamate ionotropic receptor kainate type subunit 4
Exons: 20
Coding region: 170-2875 (901 amino acids)
Biological process (GO): monoatomic ion transport; synaptic transmission, glutamatergic; modulation of chemical synaptic transmission
Cellular component (GO): plasma membrane; postsynaptic membrane; presynaptic membrane
Molecular function (GO): transmitter-gated monoatomic ion channel activity involved in regulation of postsynaptic membrane potential; kainate selective glutamate receptor activity
Source: RefSeq, a predicted model, not a curated record